GUCAUGUAAAUUUUAAAUGGUCAAAAAAUCGUGAAUUAAAUAGAAAACAAUACAAAACCGCGACUAAAAUAGUGCUUAAACCCGGGAUAUUUUGUAUUAGAUGUAGAUUAUCCAUAGUUCGUGCGUUAAGUGUUAAUAUUUAUUAAUAAAAAUGACAACAAAUAUGUAUCGGGUCGGAGACUAUGUCUACUUUGAGACUUCGUCGACGUCUCCUUUCCAGAUACGACGCAUCGAGGAACUAAAUAAAACUCCAUCGGGAAAUGUAGAGGCAAAGGUGUUGUGUUUUUAUAGGAGAAGAGAUUUGCCUAAUCCACUUGUUCAAUUAGCUGACAAGCAUCAACUUGCUCAAACAGAUGAUUCGCCUGCCGCAUUAAAACUGAAGAAAAUGUGGUUGAAAACACCGGUUAGUGAAGAACAAGCAGCACAAGCGGUAUUAGAUCCUGGACUCGUUGCUUUGGAGGAAGAACGCAACAGUCCCAACAAUAAUUCAACGGGUGACCAAAAAGGUAUCGACGCUCUAAGUACGAAGCAACGUCAUCAGAUGAAGCAUCGCGAACUCUUUCUGUCACGUCAAUUGGAAACGUUGCCCGCCACACACAUCCGCGGAAAGUGUUCCGUCACGCUGCUGAACGAGGAGGAAUCGUUACUUAGUUAUUUAAAUAAAGACGAUACAUUUUUCUACUGUCUCGUGUUUGAUCCGACGCAAAAGACGCUUCUUGCGGACAAAGGUGAAAUUCGCGUGGGCAGCAGGUACCAAUCCGACAUUCAAGCGUUGUUAAAGGAAGGCGAAUCCGAUGAACGGGAACUAAGUCAGAUGGAAACGCUUACAUGGACUCCGCAUCACUCGCUUACCGACAGAAAAAUCGAUCAGUUUCUCGUUGUAUCAAGAUCCGUUGGUACAUUUGCUCGUGCCCUUGAUUGCAGUAGCUCCGUAAAACAACCGUCCCUUCAUAUGUCGGCAGCUGCUGCGAGUCGAGAUAUCACACUCUUUCACGCAAUGGAUACCCUGCACAAACACAACUAUUCAAUUGAAGAUGCAAUGUGUUCGUUAGUCGCAUCGAGCGGACCUGUUUUAUGUCGCGACGAGAUGGAAGAAUGGAGUGCAUCUGAAGCUAAUUUGUUCGAAGAUGCGCUCGAAAAGUACGGAAAGGAUUUCAAUGAUAUCCGAAACGACUUUUUACCGUGGAAAACGCUCAAAAGUAUUGUAGAAUAUUACUACAUGUGGAAGACAACGGAUCGUUAUGUGCAACAAAAACGUGUCAAAGCUGUAGAAGCUGAAUCGAAACUCAAGCAGGUCUACAUUCCCAACUACACGAAACAGAGUCCCGCGUUAAUAACGAACAACAAAAGUAUUUUAAAUGGCACGUCGAAUGGCAAUGGUGAUAUUACGUCUUUGGGCAGCGGAAAAUCAUGCGAAUCGUGCGCAACGACAUCGUCUCAAGCGUGGUAUACAUGGGGUCCAUCAAACUUGAAUUGUCGCCUCUGUCAAACGUGUUGGAAUUAUUGGAAACGCUACGGAGGCCUUAAAGUUGCUUCUCGCUUGGCAGACAACACCGCGGAAUCUGGCGCUGCGGAUCCAAUUAAAAAACGUGAUGUUAGCAGUGAUAUUGACGACGAACGAUUGAAUUCUGUCAGUCACAGACCUCAUCGAUCCGGAUCUCCGAGACCCAUAAUGAAGACUCGAACAGCAUUUUAUUUACGUACAAAUUCAACGACGCGACUGUCACGUCAAUUGUGCAGGCAUUUGAUUCGAUCGAAAAAAGCGGCGCGACAACCAUCGUAUGCCGUCAAUUUGGUAGCUGUCAAAACAGAAUUUGCACAAGCAAUUGCCAACAAAACUCCCGCCGAACUCAAGGCGUUGUUAGUUACAAAGUAUAAAAAUCGCGGAAGCGUAACGAAAAUCGCCGACAAACUCGGAAAUCCGGGAUCAACAGUUGCUGAAUGGCUAAUUCUCACACCAAAAGACAAAAUGCCGAAGCCCGAAGUCAUGAUGUUCCCAAAACCUCCAAAAGCUCCGGAUGGAAGUCUCAUUUACGAUCGCAUCCCGAACAAAGUUCCUGAUGUGCCCGAACGCGUACCAAUUAAUGCAGCGCAACAUCAGGCGCCGUCACUCAAGAAACGUCAUUACGAAGAGAUCAAUGGAAUUGACAGUAACAAUCCUCAACAACCACCAAUGAAACGUCCUAACAAGGAUCCAAUGCCCUCACACAGACCAACGCCCGAACAGUAUGCUGCAAUAAUGGCACAAUACGCAGCUGCUGGACAACCUCUUCCGAGACAUCAUCUCAAUGGAAAACCUAAAAUAGCACAAAUGGCGAGAACGGGCUCAGGACGAAAGCAAGUGAUAAGCUGGAUGGAUGCGCCUGAUGACGUAUAUUUUAGGUGUACAGAAAAAAGCAGAAAAGCUCGUCGAACCCUACCCAUCACGGAUUUAAGGAAAGCCGCUCGCAAACCAUGGCGAACUCUCAACAGCCAAGCAUUGAGUUUGAUGCACAGUGCUUUAUCCAUCAACCUUCCGGGCACCGGCACAUCAAUUACGCCCGGCAGUGCGCCAACGAUCACAACUAAAACGCCUAUUAACAGUAGCGGAGACUUACAGGUUCUGAUUUUAGACUGACCUCGGGAAACUCAGCCGCAUCCCUACACAAUGGAGGCGUUGCUUAACUCAUAAAAAAACAAGAAAUUGAUAAAAAAAAAAAUGAAUGUAAAUAUUUAUUGCGUGCGGGAUUUGAUUAGAAAAAGAAAAAAAACUACAAAAAAUUAACAAUAUUUUAACAACUAUACAUGUAAAAAGUGAGAGACAGACCAAUGAAGAAGAACGUGAAUCUUUUUUGAGUAACGUAAUUUUAAGAGUUGUAAAAAUAAUUAAUAUUAAAAUAAUUGAGUAUACUUUUUAAACAUAAAUAAGACUUUUUAAUUAAUAAUAAUUUUCAAAUCUAGUUUUAAAUUAAACUUAGAAAAAAAAAAUACAAAAAAAUAGUAAAAUAUUUAACCAUUUUUGCUAUAUAAGAAAAUUAGAGAAGAAAAACUUUCAGCUGCUGCUUAAAUAUUUGCUAAACAUAAAGAAAAAAAAAUAAAUCGAAGCAUGUUUAAUUCAACUUUUACACACAUAGACGUUCAUUCAAUUAAUGCAUGUCGAUUUUUCAUUCAAACGAAGAAAAUAAAAAUAUAAAAAAAAUCAAAAAAAUAAAUAAAAAAUAGAAGAUGGAAAAAAGUAAAUGUUUAAUUAAAAUAAAACUUUGUAGCUGCUCA
This is a messenger RNA of Culicoides brevitarsis, 3252 nucleotides long. It is a transcript of the gene MTA1-like, whose product is annotated as metastasis-associated protein MTA3. The transcript has 13 exons. Gene Ontology annotation, molecular function: chromatin binding; histone deacetylase binding; transcription corepressor activity. Gene Ontology annotation, biological process: negative regulation of transcription by RNA polymerase II. Bases 152 to 2617 code for a protein of 821 amino acids. Gene Ontology annotation, cellular component: NuRD complex; nucleoplasm. Lineage: Eukaryota; Metazoa; Arthropoda; Insecta; Diptera; Ceratopogonidae. The record is from RefSeq and is a predicted model, not a curated record.